This is a messenger RNA of Fundulus heteroclitus (mummichog), 1968 nucleotides long. It is a transcript of the gene plrg1, whose product is annotated as pleiotropic regulator 1. Gene Ontology annotation, molecular function: protein binding. Bases 147 to 1679 code for a protein of 510 amino acids. The record is from RefSeq and is a predicted model, not a curated record. Gene Ontology annotation, cellular component: catalytic step 2 spliceosome; precatalytic spliceosome; Prp19 complex. Gene Ontology annotation, biological process: mRNA splicing, via spliceosome. The transcript has 15 exons. Lineage: Eukaryota; Metazoa; Chordata; Actinopteri; Cyprinodontiformes; Fundulidae.
GUUGCUCUGUUUAUUUCCGGGGUAUCUGCGCUGCCUGCUUUACAGCGCUUCUCAUACGAAUACUUGGACUGGGCACGGGUUUUAUUUGCUGAGAAAUACGUGAAAUCCCGCUUAUUCCGCCAACUAACUGUAUAUUCAUUCCCACAAUGACCGAGGAAGUCCAGAAGCACUCUGUCCACACUCUGGUCUUCAGGUCCCUGAAAAGGACUCAUGACAUGUUUGUGUCUGACCAUGCUAAGACCAUCGCUCUGGACGAAGAAAGCCACAAAUUAAAGAUGGGUGUUAAACUGAAAACAGAGUAUGCUCCAGUUUUGCACAUGCCCGUUCUGAAGGAGGGGAGAGACCGCGUGCCUGGCUACCAGGAAAUGCACCAGGGCUACCCUCAUCCAGGUGAUGAAGCAGAAUAUCUGAUCACUGGGACCCAUGCUUAUCCCUCCGGACCGGGAGUGGCUUUGACCGCUGACACAAAGAUGCACAGGAAUCCCAGUGAGGGAGGAGUUCUGUCCAUGGCGCUGGCUUUACCGCCCUCACAAGUCAGGCAGGAGGCCAGUCGCACUGCAGCCAGUGUUGCAGAAAUCCAUCGGCAUGCAGGAGGAGCUGAGAGAGUUCACCCCAAGUCCACUGCCGUGUCACUGCUGGAGGGCGGCGGCACCAGAAAUUCUGCGCUCAUGAGGAGAGCACCAACGAUGCCAAAACCACAGUGGCAUCCUCCGUGGAAACUGUUCCGGGUCAUCAGCGGUCACCUCGGCUGGGUCAGGUCCAUAGCGGUGGAACCUGGGAACCAGUGGUUUGUCACAGGCUCUGCUGACAGAACUAUAAAGAUCUGGGACCUGGCCAGUGGAAAACUGAAACUCUCCCUGACGGGACACAUCAGCACGGUGCGUGGCGUGGCGGUGAGCAGCCGCAGCCCUUACCUCUUCUCCUGUGGAGAGGAUAAGCAAGUCAAAUGUUGGGACCUGGAGUAUAACAAGGUGAUCAGGCAUUACCACGGACACCUAAGUGCUGUGUACGAUUUGGAUCUGCAUCCGACGAUCGAUGUGCUUGUGACGUGCAGCAGAGAUGCCUCAGCGAGGGUGUGGGACAUCAGGACAAAGGCCAACGUGCACACACUCACCGGUCACACCAACACUGUCGCCACAGUGAGAUGUCAGGCUGCAGAACCACAAGUCGUCACAGGCAGCCACGAUUCAACCAUCAGACUGUGGGAUCUGGUUGCUGGGAAAACCAGAGCGACUUUGACCAACCAUAAAAAGUCUGUCCGGACUCUGGUGCUGCACCCCAGACAGUACACAUUUGCUUCAGGAUCAGCCGACAACAUCAAGCAGUGGAUGUUCCCAGAUGGCAGCUUCAUCCAGAAUCUCUCUGGCCACAACGCCAUCAUCAACACGCUGGCCGUCAACUCUGAUGGGGUCUUGGUGUCUGGAGCUGACAACGGAACCAUGCACAUGUGGGACUGGAGGACGGGCUACAACUUCCAGCGGAUCCACGCCGCCGUGCAGCCCGGCUCUCUGGACAGCGAGUCGGGAAUCUUCGCCUGCAUGUUCGACCACUCUGAGAGCCGGCUGAUCACUGCCGAGGCUGACAAAACCAUUAAGGUUUACAAAGAAGACGACACGGCCACCGAAGAAAGCCACCCGAUCAACUGGAAACCAGAAAUCCUCAAGAGAAAAAGAUUCUGAAGAUUUUUCUUAUUAUUAUUUUUGUUUCUCAUCUAUCAGUUCAUCCAUCAGUUUUUAUUUUGGUCAGGCAAAUUUUUUUUUUUUCAUUUGCGAGACUUUAACGCAAGCAAUCACAUCUUGACUUGCAUUAUUCUAGCAACCAUUACUGAAUGUUGUCAGAGCAGUAGAAACACCAUGGUGGACUGCCAGAUACAUUGCUAGCUGUACAGGCGUGAAAACUUUCCUCUGUUCCUGCAUAAAAUGAGGUUUAUUUUGCUCCAUUUUAAUAAAGACCACAUUUUUUCACAAA